AGUGCGCGGGGCUCAUUUGCCCGUGCGGUGCUCUGGGCAGGUGCCCCUGGUGUACUGGUGCUCGCGGUUGCCUUGCAAACGUGGGAGGCGAAAUCCAUGAACAGCAGCAGAGAUAAAAGAAGCACAUUCACAAGGGGACUGUGGCACCACAAAUAUUUUUCAUGCUGGCUUAACCCUCAAGGGCAUCAGUAACUUCAAAUGGCUGGGGCAGGUAGAGGAAGAGGGCGUGCUGCAUUUACCUUCAACAUAGAAGCUAUUGGUUUUUCUAAAGGCGAAGCACUACCUGAAGCAGCAUUCAAACCCCCGCCACUCUUUCCUAGUACAGACUGUAAACCAGUGCCUUUGAAAACAGGAGAAGAUGAAGAAUACAUGUUGGCCUUAAAGCAAGAACUUCGAGGGACUAUGAAAAAAAUGCCUUACUUCAUGCCAGUAGAAGAGGAACACGAAGCAAUUGAAAAAUACAGUCAAAAAUACCAGCAGCUAAGCAAAGAGCGUACGGCAUGGACCCCAGAUUGGAGAAGACUCCCAAGAGAAAUUAAGCUAAGGAAGAAGAUAAAAAAAGCAGGUAGAAAACCAAAAAAGGCAAAAGUUGAUGCAAAAGUUGAUGCAAACAAAAGUAAUGUGGAUGUGUUGAAAAAAAUUGAGGAGUUGGAAAAGAAAGGCGAUGAAGAAGAAAAAUCAGAUGAAGAGAAAGAGAAAAACAAAGAUAAAGAAAAGGAAGAUGAAGAAGAAGAAACAGCAGCAGCAGAAGAAGAAUAUGAUGAAGAGGAACAAGAAGAGGAAAAUGACUACAUUGCUUCAUAUUUUGAAGAUGGUGAUGACUUUGGUGCUGACAGUGAUGACAAUAUGGAUGAAGCAACCUAUUAGUUAAUAUGUCCUUCAGCCUUUUAAUAUUUCUGUUUAAAUAGUUUGGAGGUGGGCCAAACAACCUCAACUCUUCAUACAGCUAAUAAAGUUUGAAGGACUAAGUACAUACAUGGACUAAGUACAUAUGUACUCAGAAGAUUGGACACUUUGCUUUUAUUAUUUUAUUGUGGUGAAAAAUGGUAGACCAGAUGCAAUAUUCUGCUCUUGCUAAUUAUUUUGCAGACAGAUAUUUAUCACUGUAAAGUACUCUGAAUCUCUCAUAUGAUAUAUGCCAUUGUAUUGCCUCUGCCGUACUGGAAAAGAAUGUAUUUUGAUUGAAUUGUGCCUACGCGUUUGCACUUUCUUAUGUUCUAUGCAUUACGGGCCACAUCUUGGCCCUAUUGAAAUUAAUAGAGAAACUCCUAUGGACUUUGUUGAAACCAGGGCUUGAACCUUUUUGAAUACAUGUUGUUCCUGUUUAACAACUGACUUUCUAAGGAAGUUAUAAACUUUGGUAUUUGGGGGAUUGAACUAACACUAAUCACCGAGCACUUUAAUUAGCAUACUAACUUGAAGGUACUUUGGUGCCAUGGACUAACAAGGUAAAAAUAUAUUUUGAAAGGUUCUCACAUUCUAGUCAAAAAAAUUUUUUCACAUCAGUCAACCAAAAAAGUACAAUUUUUCAAAACUAUUUCUUGCUGAGUGUAAGAAGAGGCAAUGAAUGAGGUUAAAUUGCCUCUUAUGAAUUACUUUGUAUCAAAAGUGAAGUUUGGGGCUUAUUAGAGAACAUGUAACUGAGGUCAAAAUAUGGCAGUGGGAAAUUAGAAAAUUCUAAUUUCUAGUACUGGUUUUCAGAUAGUUUUCCUUUGAUGUUGAACAGGUCACUAAACCUCUCUGCCUUGGUUUCUCCAUUUUUAAGUAAGUAUAAUACUGCCUACCUCAUGAACUGUUGAAUUGGUUUGUAAAAUACUACCUGGGUAAACAUUGUUUAUUAAAUAUAUGUUCCCAAAUAACUAUUACAUGUAAGACUGGAGUCUGAAACAAAAGAAACAUGGAUCAAGAAAACCAUCUAUAAUAGAAGAGAAACAUGAUGAUGGUGAGAACAAUAUCAUUACUUUUAUUAUUUUUGUGUAUUUGAGUAUGAAUUUGUUGAUUUGAUCUGAUCUUUCGAUUACAGUAAUCCUAGGGGUUACUUGUAACAACAGUAGGUAGAAACAGCCUUUUCAGCUGUGUCUAAUAUUUAUGUGUAGAGAGCAACAUAUGAUAGUAAUAGGUUCCAUUUAAAAAAAGUUUUUUGUUUUUUAAUUCCAAUAAAAUAAAUAGAAAAUAUUUGAUCCUAAAAUCUUAAAUGUAAACUUGAAACUAUCAUAUUGUCUUAGCCAUGACUUUUUGUAUCUUUUGAAGUGGCUACAGGAAUUGUUUUCAUGAAGAAGUAGUUGGAGACUUUGUAGCAUUGUCUUUAAAUCCCCUUUAUGUGUAAGGAGAUUAAACCUAUUCUUGUGUGUAUUUUUUACUUUAUGCUUUUUUUUUUUUUCCUGGAAUACCCACAGCUGCUGUUUUCAAGGAAAAGAUGCUGAAGGAUGCUAAAACAAUACCAAUCGGAGACCUUUUUAUUUUAAUUAAGGUCAUGGCCAUUUAAGAAUUAAUUUCAGAGUAAUAACACAAAUGAAAAAUAGGAAAUGGAUAUUUUUCCCUAGGAUUAUUGAUCUGGACAAUAUAGUAUAACUAAAAGUCUUUUAUCUGUACUUUUGUCAUCCCCUAAUGGCACAAAUUGGAUCUGUGUUAGCUGAUCAGAUUGGUGCUUUCUUUUCCAUCCAAUGUUAUAAAUGCUGGUAACAUCACCAAUGCUUGGAAACUAUAAAGAUGUUCUCGCCCAAUGAGAAAUUGUUUUUCAGCUUGAAAAACAUUUCCAGUUUUUAGUUUAAAAAAUGGAAUGUAAGCCUUUUAAAGCUUCCUUUCUUGGUGGCUGGGGCAUGUGUGCCAAAUACUUUUCCUUGGUGCUGACUGGAUUCUGAAAUUAUAUUGAAUAAUCUAUAGAACACUUAUGCAAGCACUCAGUGCAAGUAGAACUUAAAGCAUGGCUGCAUUUUUUUCUGAUUUGGUUAAAAUGUUCUCAUUUUAAAAAAAUAAAGGUAAUUCUAAAAAAUGAGAAAUAUAAUGCAGGGUGUACAUCAAAUGUAUAUUUAAAUUUUAUUCUUAAAUGCUUAAUUGCUAUGCAAGAAAAUAUUGCAAAUCCUUGUAUAAUAAUUUGUUUAUUCAAUAAAUUGUUUUCUGUAUUGCACAGGAA
Alligator mississippiensis (American alligator) is the source of this 3133-nucleotide messenger RNA. It is a transcript of the gene POLR3G, whose product is annotated as RNA polymerase III subunit G. Gene Ontology annotation, cellular component: RNA polymerase III complex. Gene Ontology annotation, biological process: transcription by RNA polymerase III. The transcript is spliced from 10 exons. The coding region runs from base 199 to 867 and encodes 222 amino acids. Lineage: Eukaryota; Metazoa; Chordata; Crocodylia; Alligatoridae. The record is from RefSeq and is a predicted model, not a curated record.